Messenger RNA from Prorocentrum cordatum, 6047 nucleotides. Lineage: Eukaryota; Dinophyceae; Prorocentrales; Prorocentraceae. The record is from the annotation of a GenBank genome assembly.
AGCCAUUUUGGCCCCAAAAACGCCUCCUCGAGGCGCCCCGUGAUCGCGGCACCCAGACCUCCAGUCUCCGCUUGCCGCUCGAGGCCUCCGGGAGGCUCCCCAUAGCUUGUGGACCCUCCUGGGGCGGUUUGCCCCCGCCCGCUGCGGCGCCAGCGCCCGCAUGGAGGGCACCAGCCCGCAGCGGGCGCGUGAGCAGCUGGAGCUCCUGGCGCGGGGCCUGGAGCGCCGGCCGUCCCACAACAACCGCCCGGGCAGCGCAGCAAGGGGCGCCUGGACGACGAGCAACUCCGCGGCGCCGGUCCGCGAGGCCAUCCCCGAGCUGGACUCGAUGCCCGGGAGCUCGGAGGCGAGGCUGCGCUCCAAGCUGGCGGUGCUGGCGGGGCCCGACGUGCCGCGUCGGCGCGCGACCCUGGAAGGCGGGGCGCGGCCCGCCAGCGCGGCCUCGCUGCACCGACGGGUGUCAGCGCCGCCGCUGGCCGCCGCGCCCGCGCUGCCGCCGGCGGCCGUGGCUGCGCCCGCGCCGCAGCUGGUCAUGAGGGCUGCGCCGCCGCUGCUGGCAGAGGGCGCCGGCGGAGAUGCCGAGACCCGGCUCUCGCCGCUGCCGGAGAGGGCCGCGUUGCGGGUCUCGGACGAUCUCAGGCAGCAGGGCAGGGCGCCCGUGCCGGAGGCCGCGAGGGCCUCUCGCGAGGCCAGCGGCCUCAGCCUGGACGGCCUCGGCGACGAGAUCAGGGCCGUGCACGCGGAGCUCAGGGCCGUGAGGGUCAGCGUCGCCGAGCUCGCGCGGGCCCAGGCGGCAGCUGCCGCGGGCGGGCCCAGCACCCUGGCCAGAGUAGAGGAGGCGAACAGGAGGUUGGCGGAGGACUUCUCGGCCAUGAGCAGGCAGAUCACUCAAGAGCUGUCCCCCGUGCUCGAGGCAGGGCCCCAGCAGGCGGCGGACCUCUCGCUUGUGUUGCAGGGGGUGCGCGCGCAGGCGGGCGUGUUGCAGGAGGUGCGCGUUAGGGUGUGCGAGGAGCCGCCCGGCGCCCUGGCAGGGAGCGCGUCUAGCGACGUGGCGCCUGUGCUGGAGGCGUUGCGGGCUCAGGCUGGUCUGCUGCAGGAGGUGCUUCAGAGCGUGGCAGACCUCUCCGGAUUCACGAAGCAGCUGCGGGAGGGCCAAGCCAGCUUGGACUUGUCGCCCGUGCUUGAGGCAGUGCGGGCCCAAGCAGGUGUGCUAAAGGAGGUACGCCAGAGUCUGAGCGAGAACCCUGCGGGCGCCUCGGACUCACGAGACAUUCGCGAGGCCUUGGCAGGUUUAUCGGACAUUGUGCAGCAGCUCAGAGAAGACAAGGCGGCCGCGGACCUGUCCCAAGUGCUACAGGAGGUGCGCUCAGUGAAGCAGCUGCAAGAGGGCCAACCCAGUGUAGACUUGUCGCCCGUCCUUGAUGCAGUGCGGGCCCAGGCAGGUGUACUACAAGAGGCCUACCAGAGGCUGAGCGAGAAGCCAGCGGACGCAUCGAACGCGCCAGGGAUUCGCGAAGCCGUGGAAGGUGUAUCGGAGAUUGUGAAGCAACUCCGAGACGGCCAGGCGGCCGUGGAUCUGUCCCCUGUCCUUGAGGAGGUGCGCUCGUUGAAGCAGCUGCGAGAGGGCCAAGCCAGCUUGGACCUGUCGCCCGUGCUUGAGGCAGUGCGGGCCCAAGCAGGUGUGCUACAGGAGGUACAGCAGAGUCUGAGCGAGAAGCCGGCGGGCGCCCUGGACGCGCCAGACAUUCGCGAGGCCGUGGCAGGUUUGUCGGAGAUUCUGAACCAGCUUCGGGAAGGCCAGUCGGCCGUGGACCUGUCCCUCGUCCUGGAAGAGGUGCGCUCGCUGAAGCAGUUGCGGGAAGGCCAACCCAGCUUGGACUUGUCGCCCGUGCUGGAAGCGAUGCAGGCCCAGACAGGUGUUAUUCAGGAGGUCCGCCAGAGGCUGAGCGAGAAACCUGCGGGCGCCUCGCACGAGCCCGACUUUCGCGAGGCCUUCGCAGGUUUAUCGGGGAUUGUGAAGCAGCUUCGAGAAGACAAGGCGGCCGUGGACCUGUCCCCAGUGCUGGAAGAGGUGCGCUCGCUGAAGCAACUCCGAGACGGCCAGGCGGCCGUGGAUCUGUCCCCUGUCCUUGAGGAGGUGCGCUCGUUGAAGCAGCUGCGAGAGGGCCAAGCCAGCUUGGACCUGUCGCCCGUGCUUGAGGCAGUGCGGGCCCAGACAGGCGUGCUACAGGAGGUACAGCAGAGUCUGAGCGAGAAGCCCGCGGGCGCCCCGGACGCGCCAGACAUUCGCGAGGCCGUGGCAGGUUUGUCGGAGAUUCUGAACCAGCUUCGGGAAGGCCAGUCGGCCGUGGACCUGUCCCUCGUCCUGGAAGAGGUGCGCUCGCUGAAGCAGUUGCGGGAAGGCCAACCCAGCUUGGACUUGUCGCCCGUGCUGGAAGCGAUGCAGGCCCAGACAGGUGUUAUUCAGGAGGUCCGCCAGAGGCUGAGCGAGAAACCUGCCCAGGCAGGUGUUCUUCAGGAGGUCCGCCAGAGGCUGAGCGAGAAACCUGCGGGCGCCUCGGUCGAGCCCGAGUUUCGCGAGGCUGUGAAGAUUGUGAAGCAGGGCGUAUCGGAGCUCGUAAACCAGCUUCGAGAAGGCAAGUCGGCCGUGGACCUGUCCCCCGUCCUGGAAGAGGUGCGCUCGCUGAUGCAGCUGCGGGAGGACAAAUGGGCAGUGGACUUGUCCUCGGCGCUGGAAGAGGUGCGUUCUCUGAAGCAGUCGCGAGAGGGCCAACCCUGCUUGGACGUGUCACCCGUGAUGGAGGCGGUGCAUUUCGCGAGGCUGUGAAGCUGGUGAAGCAGGGUUUGUCUGAGAUUGUGAACCAACUGCGGGAAGGCCAGUCGGCCGUGGACCUGACACCCGUUCUGGAAGAGGUGCGCUCGCUGAAGCAGCUGCGAGAAGGCCAAUCCAGUUUGGACUUGUCGCCCGUGCUGGAAGCGGUGCAGGCCCUAGCAGGUUCUCUUCAGCAGGUCCACCAGAGGCUGAGCGAGAAACCUGCGGGCGCCUCGGUCGAGCCCGAGUUUCGCGAGGCUGUGAAGAUUGUGAAGCAGGGCGUAUCGGAGCUUGUGAACCAGCUUCGAGAAGGCAAGUCGGCCGUGGACCUGUCCCCCGUCCUGGAAGAGGUGCGCUCGCUGAUGCAGCUGCGGGAGGACACAUGGGCAGUGGACUUGUCCUCGGCGCUGGAAGAGGUGCGUUCUCUGAAGCAGUCGCGAGAGGGCCAACCCUGCUUGGACGUGACACCCGUGAUGGAGGCGGUGCAGUCUCAGGCAGGUGUGUUGCAUGAGGUCCACCGGUGGUUGAGCGAGAGACAGGCGGGCGCCUCGGUCGAGCCCGAGUUUCGCGAGGCUGUGAAGCUGGUGAAGCAGGGUUUGUCUGAGAUUGUGAACCAACUGCGGGAAGGCCAGUCGGCCGUGGACCUGACACCUGUUCUGGAAGAGGUGCGCUCGCUGAAGCAGCUGCGAGAAGGCCAAUCCAGUUUGGACUUGUCGCCCGUGCUGGAAGCGGUGCAGGCCCUAGCAGGUUCUCUUCAGCAGGUCCACCAGAGGCUGAGCGAGAAAUCUGCGGGCGCCUCGGUCGAGCCCGAGUUUCGCGAGGCUGUGAAGAUUGUGAAGCAGGGCGUAUCGGAGCUUGUGAACCAGCUUCGAGAAGGCAAGUCGGCCGUGGACCUGUCCCCCGUCCUGGAAGAGGUGCGCUCGCUGAUGCAGCUGCGGGAGGACAAAUGGGCAGUGGACUUGUCCUCGGCGCUGGAAGAGGUGCGUUCUCUGAAGCAGUCGCGAGAGGGCCAACCCUGCUUGGAAGUGUCACCCGUGAUGGAGGCGGUGCAGUCUCAGGCAGGUGUGUUGCAUGAGGUCCACCGGUGGUUGAGCGAGAGACAGGCGGGCGCCUCGGUCGAGCCCGAGUUUCGCGAGGCUGUGAAGCUGGUGAAGCAGGGUUUGUCUGAGAUUGUGAACCAACUGCGGGAAGGCCAGUCGGCCGUGGACCUGACACCCGUUCUGGAAGAGGUGCGCUCGCUGAAGCAGCUGCGAGAAGGCCAAUCCAGUUUGGACUUGUCGCCCGUGCUGGAAGCGGUGCAGGCCCAGGCAGGUGUUCUUCAGGAGGUCCGCCAGAGGCUGAGCGAGAAACCUGCGGGCGCCUCGGUCGAGCCCGAGUUUCGCGAGGCUGUGAAGAUUGUGAAGCAGGGCGUAUCGGAGCUUGUGAACCAGCUUCGAGAAGGCAAGUCGGCCGUGGACCUGUCCCCCGUCCUGGAAGAGGUGCGCUCGCUGAAGCAGCUGCGGGAAAGCCAACCCAGCUCGGACUUGUCGCCCGUGCUGGAAGCGAUGCAGGCCCAAGCAAGUGUUCUUCAGCAGGUCUACCAGAGGCUGAGCGAGAAACCUGCGGGCGCCUCACACGAGCCAACGACGCGCGAGGCUGUGGCAGAUCUAUCUGAGAUUGUAAAGCAACUUCGAGAUAGCCAGUCGUCCGUGGACAUGUCCCAGGUUCUCGAAGAGGUUCGCUUGCUGAAGCAGGUCCGAGAGAACCAACCCACCUUGGACUUGUCGCCUGUAUUGGAGACGAUGCAGGCCCAGGCAGGUGUUUUACGGGAGAUCCAUAAGAGGCUGACCGAGAAGCCUUCGGGCCUCUCGGACGAGCGAAUGAUUCCCGAGGCUGCAGCCGACCUGUCUGAGGUCCCGGAGCCGCUGGCAGACUCGAAGGAAUCUUCGCGAAGAAGCCCCAUUGCCACCACCGUCGACCUCUCUCCCAUCCUGGCAGCGAUGCGCGUCCAGGCCGACGGGCUGCAGCAGGUACAAUCCAAGGUGAGGGACCUCAUCAUCAUUAUCAUUGCCCAUGUUGCCAACAUCAUCAACACUAUCAGCAUCAUCAACAACAACAUGAUCGUCAAUCUCACCAACAUCAGCUUUAUCAUCAUCAACACCAGCAUCGGCAUCAAUGAUCCAAGGUGAAGGACCUCGACCUCUCACAGGUCCUCGAGGGCGUUGAGCACUCCAAGGCUGGCGCCGACCUCGCGGCUAAGACCCUCGGCGAGGUCAAGAAGAUGAAACAGGCGCUCGCGGUUGACCUCACGCACGUCCUCGAGGACAUCAGGAAGGUGGCAGUCACGGUGGACGCUUCCAGGUUGCCGAGGGACCUCCAUCAGGGUCGGUCUCCGUGAGUUGAGCGUUGGUAGGCGGCCGACAUCGCCACAUCCAGCUACUCCCGCCUAACGUUUCAAGUUCGCAAUUUCCUUGGCUCGCUGGGGCCCUCCCGUUCGCUUUGUCUUUUUUGUGCAUGCCGAUGGCCGAGCUGGACGUCGAAACCGCCCUGCGCUCGCCGUGCCUUGAAGGGACCGCUUGCUUCGCCUCUGCGUAUGUGUGUCCUUCGCUGGCGGCGCCUGCGGCCGCUGCCGCAGGCCCUGCGCCGAUUCCCUUUGAACGCGCACGGCUGCCUGAGGUGGACCUUCCUCGCUGCCUUUCACGCUCGGAUAGAGCGAUGGCCGGCGGAGACAGCUCCUCCUCCUCCUCCUCCUCCCGUCCGGCUCCUGAUGCGGCUCCGAACAGGAGGAGGAGGAGGUCCUCCGUCUUCUCCUGUGGCGGGGUUCUCUGAUGCCCGCGUGCUGCCUUCAGGAUAGACACGUUGGGAACGCUGUGCCUCCUCUUCCUUCGUGUCAUCAUUCUUCUUGUGUCUGUGACCUCGCGACUGCGGGCGCCGAUGCGCCGCCCGGCAUCCGCUGUCCAUGUUGCCCAUGCGAGGCGUGCCGCGUGCUAGAUGCAUGCGCACCGCCCCCACGCCAGGCAGCAUGGCACGUGCUGCCAGGCGUGUGUGACAGACGAUCACGGGCGCAUAUCCCCUGCAACAUUCGCCCAGGCUCCAAGCAUGGCCCGAGAAAUUGCCGACUGCCGGCGGCUUUGCAAGAGGAGGUACUGCCCACCCCAGCCACCAUCAGGGCGUGCGCGCGUGCAGCUUGGUGCAUGCUUCUGGAGAUGUCGCACUGCUGUGCAAUGUGACGGCUCGCUCGCUCGCUCCUCCCCAG